UGUGGGCACUUCACUGGCUGCAGCCUGGAGAUGACGUGUCCGUGCCUGAGAGGAUGAAUAUGCAAACGAAGUUGACGUAACGAUACAUCCUCCUUUUAUCAUCAACCAGAAGGAAAGAUAAACUCCAUAAAGUAAAUAUUGUAAUAUAUAAAUUCAAUUCGUAUUAUCUUUAUUAGUUUAAAGAAGAAAAAGCAUGAAUAUUUCAGCUAUUGAGAAUCUUACUUUUCAACGAUCUUUGUUGCGGACUGGUGUGGGCGGAGUCAAGCGGAAGCAGAAUCAAGAUGGCCACCAUCACUGAAAGGAUGGCGCCUGUCUUGGUGCUCUGGCUGGCCGUGUGCCUCAGUGGUACUUGGGCUGUGGACAAGGGCAACUUCAAGACCUGUGACCAGAGUACCUUCUGCAAGCGUCAGCGAGCGUUGAAGCCUGCUGAGUCUCCCUAUCGAGCCCUGCUGGAGACCAUGGAGCUGACCAACACCAGACUCACGCUGCAGCUCAUCAAUGAUAACAAUAAGGUGCGUCUGCUGCUUGAGCUCUACCGUCUCCAGGGAAACAUGACAAGGGUGAAGAUUAACGAGCUCAAGCCACUUAAGCCUCGCUAUGAGGUUCCAGACGUGCUCAUCAGGGAGCCUCCUACUGAGCCCCUAUCUCUCUUGUCUCAGGACGAGAAUGGGGUUGUGCUGUCCCUGGGGGCGGAGUCUCAGAGGGUCAUCGUCAGCGCCCAGCCCUUCCGAUUGGACAUCAUGGAAGGACGAGACGUGUUGAUGUCGCUGAACUCGCGUGGCCUGCUGGCCUUUGAGCACCUGAGGAUGCGCAAGGACACUUUCUCCUAUAAAGUAACUAGCACAGUGGCUAGCGUGUGGGAUAAUAUCAAGAGGGUAUUCUCUAGUCAGGUAGAGCCAGAGGCCGAGAAGAAAGAGGAGGAUGAUCCGGCAAACCAGUCUGAGACCACAAAAGAAGAGGAAGAGAAAGUAGAAGACGGGAUGUGGGAGGAAACGUUUAAAUCACACUCAGACAGCAAACCAAAUGGUCCAUCUGCUGUUAGUUUAGACUUUUCGUUGCCGGGUGUGGAGCAUGUCUAUGGCAUCCCAGAACACGCAGAUACCCUCAGACUCAAAACAACAGAUAAUGGAGAUCCAUAUCGGCUUUAUAACCUGGAUGUGUUCCAGUACGAGCUGUAUAACCCUAUGGCCCUUUAUGGCGCUGUCCCAGUCAUGUUGGCCCACAACGCCCAGCGGACCACAGGCAUCUUCUGGCUCAAUGCCGCUGAGACCUGGGUGGAUAUUAGCUCCAACACAGCUGGAAAGACUGUGUUUGGAAAAAUGCUAGAUUAUGUUCAAGGCUCCAGUGAGACUCCACAGACAGACGUGCGUUGGAUCUCUGAAAGCGGCAUCAUUGAUGUCUUCAUUAUGCUUGGGCCAACACCCAAUGAUGUUUUCUCUCAGUAUGCCUCCCUCACAGGCACCCAGUCCUUCCCUCCCCUAGCUGCUGUGAGCUACCACCAGUGCCGCUGGAACUACAAUGACCAGGAAGACGUGGCCUCAGUGGAUGCUGGCUUUGACGAGCACGACAUCCCCUAUGAUUAUAUCUGGCUCGACAUCGAGCACACGGAUGGCAAGCGCUACUUCACUUGGGAUCCGCACAAGUUUGCAACACCAAAGGAAAUGCUGCAGGGUCUCAUGGACAAGAAACGCAAGAUGGUGGCCAUUGUGGACCCACAUAUCAAAGUAGACAGCAAUUACAAGAUCCAUAAUGAAAUCCGCUCUCGGGGAUUCUAUAUCAAGAAUAAAGAUGGUGGAGACUACGAGGGCUGGUGCUGGCCUGGUAGUGCCGGCUAUCCAGACUUCACGCGUGCAGACGUGAGAGAAUGGUGGGCCAGCAUGUUUGCCUACGAUCAGUAUGAGGGUUCCAUGGAGAAUCUGUAUACAUGGAACGACAUGAAUGAGCCGUCAGUCUUUAACGGGCCAGAGGUGACAAUGCACAAGGACGCAGUGCACGGAUCCUGGGAGCACCGUGACGUGCACAACUUGUAUGGCUUCUAUGUGCAAAUGGCCACAACGGAGGGUCUGAUCCAGAGGUCAGGAGGAGUUGAGCGACCCUUUGUUCUGACCAGAGCCUUCUUUGCCGGGUCACAGCGCUACGGUGCUGUGUGGACAGGAGAUAAUGCUGCUGAGUGGGAACAUCUGAAGAUCUCUAUCCCCAUGUGUCUGAGUCUGGGCCUGGUUGGAAUCUCUUUCUGUGGUGCUGACGUCGGUGGUUUCUUCAAGUCUCCGAGCACUGAGCUGCUGGUGCGUUGGUACCAGACGGGGGCGUACCAGCCGUUCUUCAGGGCCCACGCCCACCUGGACACCCCCCGCCGCGAGCCCUGGCUGUUUGGUCCGGAGAACACGGCGCUGAUCCGUGAAGCGGUGCGCCAGCGCUACGCCCUCCUGCCCUACUGGUACCAGCAGUUCUACCACGCACACCGCACUGGACAGCCCAUCAUGAGACCACUUUGGGUGGAGUAUCCCCAGGAUCCUGCUACUUUCGCUCUGGAUGACGAGUUCUUGAUCGGUAAAGAUCUGUUGGUGCACCCAGUUACUGAGGAGGGAGCCAGGGGAGUCACCGCCUACCUGCCUGGCAAAGGCGAGGUUUGGUUUGACGUUCAAACCUUCCAGAAGCACAACGGGGCCCAGAACCUUUACAUCCCUGUCACCAUGAGCUCUAUUCCAGUGUUCCAGCGGGGCGGCUCCAUUAUUCCCAAGAAGAUGCGAGUUCGCAGGUCCUCCUCAUGCAUGAUGCACGAUCCCUACACUUUAUAUGUGGCUCUUAACCCCCAGAGAACUGCAGAGGGUAAGCUUUACAUAGAUGAUGGCCACACCUUCAACUAUGAAAAGAAGGAGUUCAUCCACAGGAGGCUGUCCUUCGCCAACAACAUCCUCUCUUCUGUUAACUUGGCUCUAGAUGCCCAGUUUACCACCCAAUCCUGGAUUGAACGCAUUGUCAUACUGGGAGCCAGUAAACCCAGCACGGUGACCCUGAAGACUGCUGAUGGUCAGGAGAGCCAACUAGAGUUUGACUUUGACGCCUCCAUGUCUGUGUUGACGCUCCGCAAGCCCGGCAUGAACGCAGGGGUAGACUGGAACGUGAUGCUUCAGUAACCAUGGAGACAGGAAAGGAAGAGCAGAAGUAGAAAAUUAGUAAACUGGACUGAACAGGAGAGAGGAGGAGGAGGAGGGGGGGGGGAAGGCACAAGGCGCUGAUCUCAUGACUAACUACAGCAAGACAACAGGAUAGCAAUCAUGGAAAAUAAAGGACACACACACACACACACGUAGACCUGUCAGUCAAACUGAGCCACGUAACAUCGCUGCCAUGUCCCUUAUUUGUUCAGUCGCACUGUAAUACCUAACAGAGGUUACUACUAGAUAGAUAAUUAUGUUUGUCACAUUUUUCAAAUAGAUAACAAAUGAUUAAAUGUUAUCAUUGUAAUUAAUAUUUGGGCUAAAGAAAGAACACACUUUGUUGUCCAUCCAGUCUGCUUCAGAAGAAAGAUCACUGGGGGGGGAUUGUUUGCCAUUUCAAAUGAAGGUUCACAUUGAAAGCACAUGCUCUACCUGUUGGUGAUUCCCUCUUAUCUGUUUCUGACUCGAUACUCAAAUUCAUUCCAGCCAAGCACUUCAAUCAGCUCAGAGCUCAACCUUCUUUACUCUUGCCACGUUUCAUAUAUUUUGGGGAGGGCUUGCCAACAAUCAGCUUUGUGGCUCUACACUUAAAGGUGGAGUCAAACAGCUAAACAAAUACACCCCUCCGGUCAUUUCAGAACGUUGUGCCAGAUUCUCUUUCUACAUCCAUGGCCUUUCCCCGGUCCUGUGCACGAGCACGGCUGGAGUAGUGUUUGCUUGUUUCCCAUUAACAGAGCCAGGGCUGUGGAUGAACACAGAACGGAUAGCUAGCCGACCGUGAGGAAAUGAGUGUAUUGGAUUAGAAUAGCUGACUCCACCUUUAUUUUUACCUCAAAAUGGAGAAAAAAUUAUUAUUUUUUUAGCAAUCCUGACUUGUUAAUAAUUGUUUAGUCUCUCCCUGAGCUCGUCAGUGAUGAAAAUGGAAAAUGAUACAUUAUUGUCGCUUCAUUACGGAAGUAAUGGGGUCGUUCAACUGCUGCAGAGAGAGAUUUCCAGCUGUUCUGAACAAACUCGGCAGUGGGUAGCGCCUCAGGGGGCUGAACCACUGAUGUUUGUGGAUCAUCCUGUUGAUGCGCUUUCUUUGUUUUAUCGAGUUCUUUUCCCAGCACUGUUUACGAAAUAAUUUUUAAUGCACUUCAAGAAGAGCGAGAACUUUAAAGUUUAGAUUUUCAUGUGUUACUAGGUGUCAGGACUGUCCAGGGUUUCCAGUGUGUCAUUUGGAUCUUAUUGAACAGGUCAAAUCUAAUCCUUGAAAGGUUUUACUAGCAAAUGUUCAUUUGAUUCUCUGGAGACUCUAGAUUGUGUCCCGUCUAGUCAAAUGAUUGGACCAUUUAGGAGUUUUGUUCUAUGAGUUUGUCUCUCCUUUGAUUGUUUUUAUGAUCAUUAAUGUACAUGUUGCUGCAAUUUUGUUGGCUUGAAUUGGUGGAAAUGGAAGUGAAGGAACAGACUGUCAAUUAAAGUUGUCAAAUGUACUAAAAGAUAAAGACCAAGUGAAAAUAAAGUUGACCAAAUGUAAAA
This is a messenger RNA of Perca flavescens (yellow perch), 4679 nucleotides long. It is a transcript of the gene ganabb, whose product is annotated as glucosidase II alpha subunit b. NCBI's taxonomy places the organism in Eukaryota, Metazoa, Chordata, Actinopteri, Perciformes, Percidae. Gene Ontology annotation, cellular component: glucosidase II complex. Bases 282 to 3137 code for a protein of 951 amino acids. The record is from RefSeq and is a predicted model, not a curated record. The transcript is spliced from 25 exons. Gene Ontology annotation, biological process: carbohydrate metabolic process; N-glycan processing. Gene Ontology annotation, molecular function: glucan 1,3-alpha-glucosidase activity; carbohydrate binding.